AUGAGGCAUCGAGUCGCUCCGCCUCGUCACCCGGCUUGCGCGACUCCGUGCGGAGUGCGCUCCUGCCGCCUUGCGACCUGCUGCCCUGCCCUGCCCUGCCCCUGCCCUUCCGAAAAACACCCCAAGAGCACAACCACACCGUCUACAUGCCUCCCCCAUCUCCCCAAGCUCCCUCCUUCGAGCGCACGCUUUGCUCUUCGCGGAAAUGAACUAAAAAAGGUGCGUGACAAGAAGAGCACACCGCAGUUUUGUGGUAACUUGGUGCAGGCCAUUGCCGUGCUCGUUGCACGUGGUGACGGCGAGAAGGAAACCUUCAGUUGUUCAGACGUCAGUGAUGCAUAUGCGGGUGUUGGCCAGCUUGUUUGUGUCAAUUCACGCCUGCAUGCAGCAACAUCAUCGUGCUCAUGCGAUUCAUCGACGUGUUCAGGGAUGGCUUGCGAGACGUCCACACGCGCGUUGGUGGAGAAAGAGGGCGUUGUCAAUGUUUACGGACCAGUCCAGCGGAUGGCAAGUGACGAUGCAGCGACUUUGGCGUGCAGCGAGGUUGCUCCAGGGUAUUCUGGUAGCGCUGUUGGCAUUUGCCAAAACGGCGUGUUCAGUGUCACCACCGACAACUGCCAGCCCUUGCCUUGCACAACGGCGACAGAGACGGAAGUGCAGGUGGGCGAGAUCCUUGUCAACGUCACGCCGACUUCCGAAAUCUCCAGCGGCGGUGGUUGGGCAAUGUCCUGCGGUGAGAUCAACAUCAAGUACGAAGGCUCCGUUGCUUUCAGCUGCUUCCUCGGUUCGGUCACGGCCGAUGCGUCCGGCUGCGGCCCAGCCGCUUGCAACGACUCGCAGAGGUCGACUGUGCUCUCGAAUGGUGACAGUUCGAGCAUCCUGCUCACUGCCUCUGCCCUGGGUGCUGGUGCAGACCGCACGCCUCACAGCUUCGCCAACGAGUCGGUGAGCUGCAAGGCCCUCAAUACCACUCUUGCCGGCAUUGCAAGUGCAUCUUGCAGCAUGGGGGUUUAUACAGCAGAUGCUACGAGCUGCGGACCAGGAGGCUGCCCAGCUUCCGCCAUUUCUGUGCAAAUGGGCACGAGGGCUGUGUCCAUCUCUACGGAUGAAUCUAUGGACAGCGGCGCCUCCACGACAAGGCCCUGCUCAACCGUCAUGGCUGGAUGGACGGGCGACUUCCGGGUACAGUGCUCUUACACUCAGCUCUUCUCCGAUGCCUCCGGCUGCCGUCCAGGUGUUUGCACCGCAGGUCAGGUCGCGACCGUCGUUCUCGGCACUUCCGUCGUCGAAGUGGAGAUGGCAUCCGCCAUGGCCA
This is a messenger RNA of Symbiodinium sp. CCMP2456, 1315 nucleotides long. The record is from the annotation of a GenBank genome assembly. NCBI's taxonomy places the organism in Eukaryota, Dinophyceae, Suessiales, Symbiodiniaceae.